AAGGGUGAAUAAUGACUUCUGUAGGCGUGGAAUUCCGUCCAUGCGAAUUUCUUAAGACGGUUAGAUGCAAAUUUGCAAUCAUAAAUAGAUCUCCCAGCUGUUCUUCUCUUCAGUCUUGCCAUUGAUAUCUGAAGUAAACACCUUCAAUCUCAAUCCAUUGAAUUCUCUGUGCAUUGCAAAAAUGGUGUUAUCUACACUAGUAAAUGAAUCUACUAAUGAGGCGACAAAUUCAUCAAUGUUUGCUACACGUUACACGCAGACGGCCUUGCCAAGGUUCCGAUUGCCUGAAAGAUCCAUCCCUAAAGAUGCAGCUUACCAGAUCAUCAACGAUGAGCUGAUGCUGGAUGGGAAUCCAAGGUUAAAUCUGGCCUCAUUUGUCACUACCUGGAUGGAACCUGAGUGUGAUAAGCUCAUCAUGGCUUCUGCUAACAAGAAUUAUGUUGAUAUGGACGAAUACCCCGUUACUACAGAAUUGCAGAAUCGGUGUGUAAAUAUGAUUGCUGCACUGUUUAACGCCUCACUAGGAGAGGAAGAAGAGGCCGUUGGAGUUGCAACAGUGGGCUCCUCAGAGGCCAUUAUGCUUGCAGGUCUUGCUUUUAAGCGGAAAUGGCAGAAUAAACGCAAGCAGCAGGGCAAACCCUUUGAUAAGCCCAACAUUGUUACUGGCUCCAAUGUCCAGGUUUGCUGGGAGAAAUUUGCAAGGUAUUUUGAAGUGGAGCUCAAGGAAGUUAAGCUGAAGGAGGAUUAUUAUGUGAUGGAUCCUCAAAAGGCUGUGGAGCUGGUGGAUGAGAACACCAUCUGUGUGUGUGCAAUUCUUGGGUCUACAUACAACGGGGAGUUUGAAGAUGUGGAGCGCCUCAAUCAUCUUCUGCUGGAAAAAAACAAUAAAACCGGAUGGGACACUCCUAUACAUGUAGAUGCAGCAAGUGGUGGCUUUAUUGCACCAUUUUUAUAUCCAGAUUUACAGUGGGACUUUCGCUUACCCUUAGUAAAAAGCAUUAAUGUGAGUGGCCACAAAUAUGGGCUUGUAUAUGCUGGUGUGGGAUGGGUUGUUUGGCGAAGCAAACAAGAUCUGCCUGAGGAACUUAUUUUCCACAUCAACUAUUUGGGAGUUGAUCAACCCACCUUCACUCUCAACUUCUCCAAAGGUGCAAGCCAGAUCAUUGCACAGUACUACCAACUCAUUCGCCUGGGAUUCGAGGGAUACAAGAUGAUAAUGGAGAAUUGUAGAUCAAAUGCCAGGACUCUGACACAAAAUCUGGAAAGAACAGGGAAAUUCAAAAUAUUAUCCAAAGACAUGGGGGUGCCUGUGGUGGCCUUCUCGCUCAAGGACAACAGUGAGCACGAUGAAUAUGAAAUAUCAGAUCAUCUGAGAAAAUAUGGGUGGAUUGUUCCAGCCUAUACAAUGGCUCCAGAUGCUCAGCACGUCACACUUCUGCGUGUUGUGGUGAGAGAGGACUUCAACCGAACGCUGGCAGAGCGCCUGGCUGCAGAUGUUGAAAGAGUGUUGAAGGAAUUGGAGGAGCUUCCUCCUAAGAUAAUUCAUGCAGUUCAAGGCUUGGCCAUUAGUGAAGAAGAUAAAAAGGGGCAGCAGGCAAAAAAAGCGGUCACACAGUCGAAUGAUGGUGAUAGCCAUAGUCACAGGCGAAGAAAGGGACGCCAUGCCCGCCAUCCUCAAAACUCUGUGGAGAAAACAAAGGGCAUUUGCUGAAACAGUAGUUAGUCCUCUUAUAUGUUCUUAUUUUCAUUGGGUCCUUUGUGUUUGCUGAAUAAAUGUUUCCAAUUACUGUAAACUAAAUGUGUGUUUUUUCAUUUCUUUGAAGUUUUGUAGGGGUGCGAAGUUUUACUGUGGGUCAGUAGCUGUGAAUCAGCGUCGAAGUUUGUUAAGUUUUAUCAACUUUUAAAUAAAUAAGUGUCAUAUUUUAAGUA
Messenger RNA from Cryptomeria japonica (Japanese cedar), 1929 nucleotides. Its product is annotated as glutamate decarboxylase 4. The record is from RefSeq and is a predicted model, not a curated record. Gene Ontology annotation, cellular component: cytosol. NCBI's taxonomy places the organism in Eukaryota, Viridiplantae, Streptophyta, Pinopsida, Cupressales, Cupressaceae. The coding region runs from base 182 to 1711 and encodes 509 amino acids. Gene Ontology annotation, biological process: L-glutamate catabolic process. Gene Ontology annotation, molecular function: glutamate decarboxylase activity; pyridoxal phosphate binding. The transcript is spliced from 7 exons.